AUGUCGGACAAAGCCUCCUACAGCCAGUUCGCCUGCAUCGGCACUGGAUUCUCUGGCAUAGCUCUGGGAUGCUCUAUCAAGCGUUGGUACGGCAUUUCAGACGUCCGUUUCUUUGAGAAAAACGAUGAUCUGGGCGGCACCUGGCUAGUGAAUCAAUAUCCAGGGUGUGCUUGUGAUAUUCCUAGCCUACUCUACAGCCUGUCUUUCGCCCCCAAUCCCGAGUGGUCCUCACCCCUGCCCUCCCAACAAGAAAUUUGGCAAUACCUCAACAAGACAGCCAUCCAAUAUGGCCUCCGUGACAAAAUGACCUUUAAUUCUACAGUUGAAAGAUGCGAAUGGGUUGAAGAAACUGGCCGUUGGCGCAUCACCGUCCGUAAUAACAUCUCUGGUAUUACGUAUGUCCAUGAAAGCCAGUUCCUCUUCAGCGCAGCAGGCAUUCUAGUCCAUCCUCGCAAGCCGGACCUCCCAAACAUUGAAAGCUUCGAUGGUCCUGUCUUUCACGCCGCUCAAUGGCGGCAUGAUGUUGACCUGACUGACAAAAGGGUCGCCGUCAUCGGCAAUGGCUGCUCGGCCGCACAAAUUGUCCCGGCGAUCAAAGACCAGGUGAAGCAUGUCACGCAGUUUGCGCGGUCCAAGCACUGGAUCACUCCCCCGAUGCCAGCUCCCAACACAGAGUUGUUCCAGUGGAUGUUUAUUAACAUACCAGGAGCCCUUGCCUUUUUCCGCUUCACCACAUUUCUACUGUGUGAAAGGAACAUGAAGGGCUUCUUCAUGAACAAGGCGGGUGCCGCGCAUCGCAGUUUUUUGACCGCCAAGGCCACGAAAUACAUCAAAGAUACGGCUCCCGAAGAGUAUCAUGACAUGCUAAUUCCCGACUUUGAGAUUGGCUGUAAGAGGCGCGUAAACGACAUGGGUUACCUUGCGAGCCUGCACUCCAAGAGCGUCACGCUCCGGAACGAUGCCAUUGAGGAGGUGACGCCUACUGGCAUCCGCUCAAGGGACGGGUUCACAGAGGCAGACGUCAUAGUGCUGGCAACUGGCUUUGACUCAAAUACAUUUUGCACAAAUAUUAACAUGGUCGGCCGAGGAGGCGUUACGGCCGAGGAGCAUUGGAGCUCUCUUGGUGGACCGGGGGCGUACAGCUCGACCAGCCUUUCUGGCUUCCCCAAUUUCUUUAUGAUACUGGGUCCGAAUACCCUUACAGGCCACACUUCAACCAUCAUGGCGGCCGAAAACAGCAUCAACUACUCUCUUCGACUGAUCAAACCCAUCCUGCAAGGCAAGGCUACUUCUAUUGAUGUCAAGCUUGACGCAGAGAAGCAGUACAUUGAUCAGAUUCAGACGGAUCUCAAGGGCACGGUGUUCAAUUCCGGGUGUGGCAGCUGGUACAAUAGGGCUAAGAAUGGAAUUGUGCACAACGCCAUGUCUUAUCCCUAUUCGCAGCCCAACUUUUGGUAUCGCUGUCUGUUUCCUGUCUACAGGGAUUUCAAGUAUGAUACUGCCAAAAAUCAACCCCGUCAAGAGGUCUGGAAACGAGCCGCUCGGUAUCUUGUCUACGCUGCUGCGUCUCUGUCUAGCUUAAGCUUGAUGAUAUCUGGCAGCAAGAAUAUGUGGGAUUUGACAAGCUAUGUGUCUUUCUUGCAAGAUCAGGCAAGCGUAUUUGGGAAUGGCCUCGCGGCAUACGCAAAACUGCGCAGCAAUUAG
Trichoderma breve is the source of this 1704-nucleotide messenger RNA. RefSeq names its product flavin-binding monooxygenase-like domain-containing protein. The transcript is spliced from 4 exons. Gene Ontology annotation, molecular function: N,N-dimethylaniline monooxygenase activity; flavin adenine dinucleotide binding; NADP binding. The record is from RefSeq and is a predicted model, not a curated record. Lineage: Eukaryota; Fungi; Ascomycota; Sordariomycetes; Hypocreales; Hypocreaceae. Bases 1 to 1704 code for a protein of 567 amino acids.